Saprolegnia diclina VS20 is the source of this 1614-nucleotide messenger RNA. RefSeq lists its product as hypothetical. Lineage: Eukaryota; Oomycota; Saprolegniomycetes; Saprolegniales; Saprolegniaceae. The transcript has 2 exons. The record is from RefSeq and is a predicted model, not a curated record. Bases 1 to 1614 code for a protein of 537 amino acids. Gene Ontology annotation, cellular component: membrane. Gene Ontology annotation, molecular function: symporter activity.
AUGAACGAGCGCGUGCCACCGAGCCCCGUGCUCGAGUACGACUACCCUGCCGAGCUCUUCGUGCCGGCGCCACGCCGACCGACCGCGUACGACCGCAUCCGACAGGCGUACACGCACCCGACCGCGCGCCUCUCGCUCAACGACGACGUCGGGCCCGACAAGGUGCCGCAAGCGGUGCUGCCGUGUCUUGCGCUCUUCACGUCGGUCGUGCUGGGCUUUGUGCUCUCGUAUGGCGUCGACUACGCCCUCGAUGAGCCGCCCAACUUUGCGAACCGGACCCAAGCCGACUACGAGGCGCUUCUUGCGUUCACGACCAAGCGCGCGUCCAUUGCGCGCUGGCUCGACCUCCCCGGCACGCUCUUUGUCCGCGCCUUGUCCUGUCUCGUCGUCCCGCUCAUCUUUGUCAACCUCGCCAUGGGCGUCGCCGAGCUCGUGCAGACGGCCAAGCUCGGGCGCGUCACCGCCAAGAUGCUGCUGCUGUUCGCACUCACGACGAUGGCGGCCGCCGGCCAAGGCCUUCUUUGGAUGUCGAUCGUGCCCGAAGCCCGAUUGCACACGAGCCAGACGAACACGACGCGGGUUGACAGUCGCCCGCGCCGCAUGAUGUCCACCGAGGUCCUCUGCCCGCUCGCCAACAACGAGACGGAGUACCUAAUCUGGAAGGACAAGGAGCUGAGCUGCAGCCGCGACAAAUCGUCGGCCGCCUUCCAGGUCCGCGACACGAGCCGGAUCUUGGCGAAUGUCUACAGCGCCCGGCGCAGCGUCAAGAAGCAGUCGGUGGUCGACGUCAUCCAGAGCAUCUUCCAGAUGGUCGUGCCAAGCAACCUCUUUGCGUCCUUCGUGCGGGGCGAACUCCUCAGCGUCGUCGCCUUCGUCGUGCCCUUUGGCCUCGCGAUCGCACGGUCGGGGGCCGUCACGGGGCACAACCCGAUGUGGGCGCUCUGCCAGCAGCUCACGAGCAUCUUCACCAUCAUGAUCGCGUGGGUCAUCCAGACCGCGCCAAUUGCCGUCCUCUUCAUGGUCGCCUCGACGCUUGUCUACCCCGAGGAUGAGAACGCAGCGAGCUAUGGGUGGGCCGUCGACGGCGGCAGCCUCCUCUCGGGCGUCGUCAAGGACCCGUCGGCGCUGCCGUUUGAGCAGAUCCUCGCGCGCUCCGAGUACUUCUUCGACAACCUCACGGCCGAAAAGUCGUCGAUGCUCACGUUCCUCGGGCUCUACUUGGCCGGGUGGGUCCUGCACUGCUUUGUGUUUUUGCCGGCGCUCGUGCUACUCACGACGUCGCGGGCGCCGUGGACGUACCUCCGGCGCAUCUUCCCCGCGCUCUCGUUUGGUUUCUUCAACGCGUCGGCGCUGGCGUCCAUGCCGCUCCUCAUGAAGUUCAUGCACCUCUCGCAGUUUGUCUCUCGCCACAUCACGCGCCUCGUGGUCCCUGUCGGGACUGGUGUCCACAUGGACGGCGUCGCCUUGUACGUCUCGUCGGCCAUGGUCUUUCUGCUCCGCACGCAGAGCUACGACCGCAGCGCGCCCGUUCCCGAAGCCUUCUUGCUCAACGGCGCCAUGUACGCCAUCAUCUUUGUGUGCGCGACGUCCGCCCCACGAAUUUGCACUGGAUGA